This is a messenger RNA of Tetrahymena thermophila SB210, 705 nucleotides long. Its product is annotated as ankyrin repeat protein. NCBI's taxonomy places the organism in Eukaryota, Ciliophora, Oligohymenophorea, Hymenostomatida, Tetrahymenidae. The transcript is spliced from 5 exons. The record is from RefSeq and is a predicted model, not a curated record. Gene Ontology annotation, molecular function: protein binding.
AUGAGUAAAGAACUAAAGUAGGAAUAAAAUUCUAUUUAUGAAAUUACUAAAAAGCUUGAGCAAAACGACAUAAAAUACUUUUAGAAUCCUGACAUAUAGCAUUUAACAUCAAGGAAGUUCUCAGAUUAUCGCUGGACAAUUCUUCAUUUAGCUGUUUGGCACAAUAGAUACUAAAUUUUAAGUGAACUUUUGCAAAAACCUGAAGUGCAGUCGCUUGUAAACUGCAUAGAUUCAAAUAGUGAAACACCCUUACACUUAGCGUUUUAUGAUAGAAAACAUGAAUGUACUCUUCUUUUGUUAUAAUACGGAGCAAAGUUUGACAUGAAAAAUUAAAUAAAAUAAAGACCUGUUGAUGUGGUUGCAGGAAAGAAAGAAAAUUAAAUAUAAUUCCUCUAGUCGUUAAUGAAAUAGAAAGUUUCAUCAAGUGAAGAUGUAAAAUAGAUGCUAAGUAUGCUGAAAAGAAGAGUAAAUAAAAUAAAAAGUUUGAAUUAAAAUGAAGUGGAUGACUAUAACGAGAUUCUUCUGACUAAAAGUGACACUAUGAUUAAUUCUAAUUAGCUUUUAUUAAGUCUUAAAUACAUUUAAUAGGAAAUGGAAAACUCUUGCAUAGAUGAAAUACCGCUCGAAGCUUGUCCAAAUCAGAUAUUAGAAUUUAAAACUAAACAUUUUAUACAUUUAUUAGAUUAUUAUUCUACAACCAAGUGA